UAUUGUUCUCGUAUUUACAUAACGAAAGACGUCCAAGAUGGAAGGAGCUCAAGGAAUUUUGUUCUCCCUUUUUGUCCUCCUUGCUCUUUCUACGACUCUAACCAUUGCCAAAGAUUAUAAAGCAACGAAAUAUGCUCCAAAUUGGGAUUCCCUCGAUAAACGUCCGAUUCCAUCCUGGUAUGACAAGGGAAAAUUUGGAAUCUUUAUGCACUGGGGAGUUUACUCUGUCCCUUCCUUCGGUUCCGAGUGGUUCUGGCAGUUUUUACAUGAAGGAGUUCCCUCUUAUGUGGAAUUUUUAAAGAAAAACUAUCCCCCAGGAUUCAAGUAUGCUGACUUUGCUCCGAUGUUCCAUGCCGAGUUCUUUAAUCCGAACGAAUGGGCCGACUUGUUGGCAAAAUCUGGAGCAAAAUAUUAUGUUCUGACCAGCAAGCAUCAUGAAGGGUUUACUAACUGGCCAUCAAAGGAAUCAUGGAAUUGGAACUCUGUUGAUACUGGCCCACAUCGUGAUCUUGUUGGUGAACUUGCUCAAGCUAUACRUAACAGAACAAAUGUUACCUUUGGACUGUACUUCUCCCUCUUUGAGUGGUUUCAUCCUUACUACCUGGAAGAUGCUAAGAAUACGUUUCACACUCAGAAAUAUGUGGAUGAAAUCAUGCUUCCCCAGUUGUAUGAUAUCAUCAAUAACUACAAACCAGAGUAUCUUUGGACUGAUGGCGACUGGUUAGCCUCUUCGUCUUACUUUAGGAGUACUGAUUUUCUUGCAUGGCUUUAUAAUGAAAGCCCAGUAAAGGAUACUAUUGUUGUGAAUGAUCGCUGGGGAAAUGAUAGUAGAUGUACACAUGGAGGAGUUUACACAUGUGAAGACAGAUUCAACCCUGGCAAACUCCUGCCUCACAAGUUUGAAGAUGCCACAACAGCUGAUAAAUCAUCCUGGGGCUAUCGUCGAAAUAUGAACUAUGCUGAUGUACGCACAACAGCUCAACUUAUUGGGGAAAUGGCUAAGGUUGUGAGCUGUGGAGGAAACUAUCUCCUUAAUGUUGGCCCAGCAUCAGAUGGCCAUAUCGCACCAAUCUUCCAAGAACGCUUGAUUCAAAUUGGAGAGUGGUUGGCUGUGAAUGGUGAGGCAAUCUAUGAAAGCAAACCAUGGAGAGUCCAGAAUGACACAGAUAAUCCUAAUAUCUGGUAUACAAACAAGCCAGAGUUACUUUCAGUGUACGCUAUCAGUCUUACAUGGCCAACUAAUAAUGUGUUGAAGCUUGGUGCACCAGUUACCUCUGCUGAAAGCAGUGUCACUCUUCUUGGAUACAAUGGCUCCUUACCUUGGCACCCUUAUCAAGGUGGAAUGGCUAUUGAAUUACCAAAUAUUCCUGAAUCCCUUCUGCCAUGUAAAUGGGCAUGGGUAUUCAAGUUAAAGCAUGUCAUUUAAAAAAUCCAGAACUAGAAUCUUGGCUGGGUAACAGUGAACAAAGUUGCCUCCAUACUGUAUCUGCAUCUUAUUGACUGUUUGAAAUUUUUUUGACUCCCUGACUUUGUUGGUUCAUAGAGCUUUGUUUAUUUUUGCUUCAUAUAUGUUUGGCUCUAGCAAAUGCCAAGUUAUUACCUCUGUGUCAAGCCCUGUUGCUAGGACCUUGAAAGGGGAAGUUCAUUUUUCUAUCAAUCUUAGUUAUCCCGUUUCUUUAAAAAUUAAAAUAGUGCUAAACAUUA
Messenger RNA from Actinia tenebrosa (Australian red waratah sea anemone), 1704 nucleotides. RefSeq names its product alpha-L-fucosidase. Gene Ontology annotation, molecular function: alpha-L-fucosidase activity. Gene Ontology annotation, cellular component: lysosome. Lineage: Eukaryota; Metazoa; Cnidaria; Anthozoa; Actiniaria; Actiniidae. The record is from RefSeq and is a predicted model, not a curated record. Gene Ontology annotation, biological process: glycoside catabolic process; fucose metabolic process.